Bicyclus anynana (squinting bush brown) is the source of this 2645-nucleotide messenger RNA. It is a transcript of the gene ReepB, whose product is annotated as receptor expression-enhancing protein 5. The transcript has 6 exons. Bases 140 to 721 code for a protein of 193 amino acids. NCBI's taxonomy places the organism in Eukaryota, Metazoa, Arthropoda, Insecta, Lepidoptera, Nymphalidae. The record is from RefSeq and is a predicted model, not a curated record.
UCAUUGUCACCAUUGUCUUGUCACCUUCACCGUUCGUUUCGUUGAGUUAAAUUGAACACUUGUCAAUAAGUCGUGGCCGCAGAAUUGCUGAAGUGCCAAAUCCAUUUCCAUACACCUCAGACCGCUGAAAAACACGAAAAUGAGUUCAAAAUUACAGGAAUACAAGGACACAAUAGAGCGUAAUUUAGCAGACAAAAGCAAACCGUGGACCAAAUUCUUCGAAAAAGCCGAAGCAAAGACCGGUGUGAACAGGGUGUACAUAUUUCUUGGAUUGGUGGCGUUCACGGGUUUAUAUUUAGUGUUCGGAUUCGGUGCGGAAUUGAUAUGCAAUAGCAUAGGCUUCGUGUACCCGGCGUACAUGUCAAUGAGAGCGUUGGAGUCACCCGCUAAGGACGAUGAUACCAAGUGGCUGACAUACUGGGUGGUUUACGCGUGUUUCUCCGUGGUGGAGUACUUCUCCGACUUCAUUGUUGGCUGGUUCCCGCUAUACUGGUUGAUCAAGUGCAUCUUCAUAAUCUGGUGCUACCUGCCGACCGACUACAACGGCUCCCUCAUCAUCUAUCACCGCAUCAUCCGCCCUUACUACCAGAAGCACCACAACCGUAUUGACGACAUCGCCAACUCAGAUAUCCUGAAACAAUUGGUGGAUAAAGCCAACAAGCACGCGGACAAAACGUUCAAUGCAUUAAACAAACGCCUUAACGAACUCCACAAAGAUUAGGUUAGGAGUGGGUAAACAAGAAUAAAGCUGUACACCCAUAGACCACUAUCCUCACGCUUGGUAGCGGAUGCCAUUAGGAAGAAUGAAUAAAUUUUUCCAAAAUGUCAGAAGGCAAAAAGUACAAAACAUCCGCUGCACCUGCUUUUGUACCGCUUCAGAGCACUCAUUGGACGCUAAAUUAAAAAAAAAACUAUAGACCAACAAAAAAAAAUAUUUUUAUACAUCGAUGGUGUGUGAUUAUACAUUAAAGACAAUAGCAGUCUAAUGAAAUGAAAAUAUGAAAUACUAAUUACUAUCGAUAUCAAGAAAUUAUCAGUUUUAUUAUUUGUUAAAAGGUUUUGGGAAAUUGUUUUUGCGAAAUGAUCAAUGUAUUACUAUUUUUAGUACAAGAGGUGGUGGAAAAUUUUGAUGAGGUUCUUAUUAGAAGCUGAAAAUUUAUAAGACUGUAGCUCUUGCCUUAUCUGAACAAACCACACUUAGCUGAUUUAGGGAAUGAUUUUUUGAUGAUUUAUGAAUUGUAAUCUGAACAAUUUUUCUGAUAUUUUUAACGUUUUGCCUGUUAUAUUUUGUUUUGUUUUGUACAUUGAGUCAAAUUAUAAAUUUACUGUAACGCCAAGCAAAAUAAUAUGUAAUUGCGCCCAAGUCCUUCUUCCAUUUCUCAUUCACCUGAUGGAUGUCAUAUCAAUUUAUUAUGUUUAGAGAAAAAUAAAACACAAGUAGAAGCGAACAAACGUGUCAGUGUUUCUAAUAGCGUAAUAAUUAAAUAAUUAGUAAAUAAAAACUAAAUAAAUAAUUAUGCUGGUUUAAUUUAACUAAACUCUUGUAUUCAACAUUAUCAAUUUUGCUUGCCAUAGUAAUUAAUCCACAUGCUAUGAUCAGCCUAUCAAAAUUUUGCACCGGCUCUUCAACUAUUAGUUAUAAGUAUCCUUGUAUGACUGACGGUUUUAAUGAGUUUUAGGCUGAAAAUUGUAGUUUAAUUGUUUAUACUUUUGGUCUAAUAAAAACAUGUAAACUCUUCUGUACUAGGUAAGUGGCCUUAUCUUUGUAUUCUUUCUUAUUUUUAAGUUAGCGUAGCGAUGGAUUUCUUUUGUAUAUUAUUGUGUAUGUAGGAUGGAUUUGCUCAAGGAAUGUUGGUAAUGUCCGUUGAAUAGUUAAGUUUUUAGUGUUUUGUAAGACAAUUUUUUGGUAUGUUUGUAGAUUUUUAUACAUCAAUUCGAUUUGGCUGAAUUGCCUUGUCAAAAAAACCUGUAAAACUAUGAAAUUAGAAAUGAAAAAUUGUAUUUCACAUUAAUUGUCAGAAAAAAACAUAUUUUUUAUUUUUUUUAAUAUUUUAAAGCACUUUACUUUGUACAUUUAUUUAAUUUGUUUUUUUGUUCAUAAAAUGCACCAAAUCUAAUGAAUAAUCUUUAAUUAAUAUUGAUUAAAUAACCUAGUUGCACUUGAUUAUAUACCUGUCAAUUAGUUUAUAUAUUUUACUGGAAGCCUAAUACUACGUAUUAUCUACUAAUGGUCUACUACUACAGUAGCUGAACAAAUUAUCUUUCUAGUAUUCUAUGAAUAAGUACAAAAAAUAUGUCUAAAAAUUUAGUUUAAAAUUUCAAGAAUACCUGUAUUAUUAACAGUCUAUCUUAUAGCCUUAACAGCCUGGAGCUUAAACCCACCAAGCUGCUCCAAUUAUCGAGCUUAGGGCACAUUAAUAUGCUAUGUAAAGGUCCUUUGCAUUUCAGUUUGUUUCAGUAUAUUUGAUUUUAAGAUUCUAGACAGGUAUGUCAUCAAAUUGUUCAAGUAAAAUAUUUUGAAUCAUGUUUAUAUCUUGCUUGUUCCAUAUAAAUUGAAGUUAGUUUGCCUUCAAAUAUUUGGCUUGUGUACGCGAGUUGUUAUUGCUGUUUUUUUUUUUCACGUAAUAAAAGGAAUUCAUUGCUGA